Molecule: messenger RNA, 1426 nt
Organism: Humulus lupulus (European hop)
Lineage: Eukaryota; Viridiplantae; Streptophyta; Magnoliopsida; Rosales; Cannabaceae
Product: protein ABIL2-like
Exons: 10
Coding region: 292-1191 (299 amino acids)
Source: RefSeq, a predicted model, not a curated record
AUUGGAGACAAUCUAAAGCUGGCUAUUUUAUUUCAAACUAUUUACUCAAAACAAACUUUUAUGGGAUAGUUUUCACUUCACCGAUUAGUAACCAUCUCUCUCUCUCUCUCUCUCUCAAAUGUUAGGAAAGACAUGUUAUAGUAAAUUGUCACAAUUCUUACUUAAGCUCUGGAGUUGUUAGUUGCUGACUACAGUGUGGAAAAAGAACUCAGAUUGCAGUUGAAGACUAAUAACAAAAAAAAAUCCCAGAAUUUAUUUUUAUAGCCAGGUGGGAACAGAAGGUACCCUUACAUGGAGACGAUAAGCUCUUCAUCUUCGGUUGCUGCACCACAGGCUUCACACCAUGAUGAACUCUUCAUGCAGCAGAGGAUGAUCUUUUCAGAUAGUUUGGAUGAAUUGAAGAAUAUGAGAAAACAAUUGUACUCAGCAGCAGAGUAUUUUGAAGUAUCUUACAGAAAAGGUGAUCAGAAACAAAUAGUGGUGGAGACCUUGAAAGAUUAUACCAUUAAAGCAUUUAUCAACACUGUAGACCACUUGGGUUCUAUGGGAGAUAAGAUCAAUAACUUCAUGGAUGAAAAGAAUAUUGAUGUUUCAGGAGUAGAUCUCAAACUAUGUUCCAUUGAACAGAAAGUAAGAACAUGCCAAGAUUUCACCGAUCGCAGUGGUAUUUUCCAACAAUCAUUGGCCUUAGGUUGUUCAAAGCACCACAAGCGAUACAUCAUUCCAGUUGAAGAAACCACCAAUGCAGUUGGCCAGUCUAAUAUGAUUUGUCUCAGUGCUGAAGAUGACUCUGUUAAGUUUUAUAAUGUAAAACAUAGGGAGACCUCUGCAAAAAUAAACAGGGAACAAAGAUCUAUAUCAGCACAGACCCCACGUACUGUACUUAAGACCACUCAAUUGAAGAGAACUGCAUCCAUACCAGAUAUGAAAGAGCUAUCAUCAUACCAUUUUCCAGUCAAGCGAUCUGGAUCUGUUGUGAAGAGAUCGAUGACCAUAAAUUCCUCUGCCUCUAAACAGCGUUAUCCCAAAGAGCCAUGGAGAUCGAGUUCAAUGUCUACUCGUCCAGAAAGAGACAGGGCAAAGAGUCCUGAACAGCAUUCUGGCUUAAACAAACGCCUUUUGAAGGCGUUGGUCAGCAUACGCAAAUAUAGAAAGGAUGCCACUUUACACAAACACUCCAAUGAAAACUAACAUCCAUAAAAAAAACAGAAAACAUUUUGUUACAGGCAAAGUUUUGAAGCAUACUGUUUCUUCCAAGUGUUUUGGUCUAUUUUUAUUGGUUCACAAAUGCAAAGUUAUCGAAAUGACACGUACCUGUUUCAUCACCAGCACAUGUUCCCUCCAAAGAUGUUUUACCAUGUACUCGAAACGAUUUUAUGGCUGUCUUCUCAUACAAGUUCUUAAUGUAUCAAUUACUUUAUAAUAA